CGCAGCUCAGGAGCAGACCGUUUGAGAGCGAGCACCGCGAGGACGUGCCGCGUAAAUACGCACGAACACCAGCGUUUGAAAAGUUACGCACGGUGAUCUACAGCAAGUUAAACUAAUUGUCGGAACCUGUCUCUGCCCCCUGAGCGCAGAAAGUGGAUGUGUAUCGCAUUUUGGACAUUUUCAUCACGUUGACGCCGCAGUGUUUUUGGGGCAAUUCGUGCCUGGACUUUGCACCCUGUGUCCCAUCGCUUGUUUUGAAUGGAUUUAUAAUACUUUUCAAAGGAACAAAGAUAUUUUUUAUUCGGAUAAAAGACGGUUUACAAUCUAUAAAGACUGUUUUUUGGAUACGACUUGGGACAAAUGUGGAGUUUAAGACCGAGGCGAGAGGACGCGGAGUAGCCCCGGGACGAGGUUUUCCGAGGUCUAUCCGAUGCCUUUUUCCAGACUGUGGUUCUGAGGCGGUCUCCAGCCUUGGUCCAGUCCUGGUCCAGUAGUUCUUUGGUGGGAAUCCUGUCAAUACUUUGCUGGAACCAUGUCGGGACUAAAACUGGUCUUAGUUCUGGUUACGGUCCUUCUUCCCUGUCUGUUUUCCUCUGUGACCUGCAAAACAAUCCAACACAAGACCAAAGGUUUGCGGGUAUCCAGGCCACUGAUCCUGCCUGGGUUCCCAGAGAAUAGCAGUGCGGUGGUGGGGGGACAGACUAAGCUCCUCUGCAAGGUGCACCGACCUGACAAAACGCAGGUCCAGUGGCUCAAAGCGGAGAUCAGCAGCAGCUCAGAGGAGAACCAGGGCCAACGCUUCCAUCUUCAGGCUUUGACACCUUUACAGAAUAAUGGCACUAAAACCUACUCACUCCAUUUGACAAACAUCACAGCAGAAGAUGGGGGAGAGUACAUCUGUUUGGCCCAAAGUGUCCACCAGGGCCAGACUGUGCAGGCCAUGGAGUCGGCAUGGCUUCAAGUUAUCCCAGGUACCACUGCAUCAAAAACAUUGGAUCGGACAAGCUCUGACAUGUCAACAUCUCAAGAUGUUCUCGAGGACUUGCUGGAGGACACCACGGAACACCUCUUGCUGGAGCCAGGGAACGUGAUGAAGCUGAGGUGUGACCUGAGCUCUCGUCCCGGGAUGGCGGUGUCUUGGUACAAAGAUGGAGUGCGGGUCUCAGCCACGCCCCGGGUCCAGAUGAGAGGGACCUCCAUGGAGAUCGCAGACGUGACCUACGACGAUUCUGGGGUCUACGUGUGUGUCCUCAGAGGAACUAAAGCGCCUCUCAGGAACUUCACCAUCACUGUCACUGACGCUCUUGGCUCCGGUGAUGAUGAUGAAGACAACGGUUUGGACGAUGCCUCGGCUGAGAUUGAAAAUGAUCAGGUUUACAUUUCACGAGGCCCUUAUUGGACUCACAUACAGCGGAUGGAGAAGCGCCUCUAUGCGGUCCCUGCUGGUAAUACUGUUAAGUUCAGAUGCCCUGCCAUGGGAAGCCCUAUGCCCUCAAUACGCUGGCUUAAAAACAGGCGAGAAUUUCGGGGAGAGCACCGCAUUGGAGGAAUCAAACUAAGACAUCAGCAUUGGAGUUUGGUGAUGGAAAGCGUGGUUCCGUCUGAUCGGGGAAACUACACCUGUGUGGUUGAGAACAAAUAUGGUUCUAUCACACACAGCUAUGUCCUAGAUGUUCUAGAGCGCUCCCCUCAUAGGCCCAUCCUCCAGGCAGGUCUCCCCACUAACACCACCGCGAUUGUGGGUCAAGAUGUUCAGUUCUUCUGCAAGGUCUACAGCGACGCCCAGCCCCACAUUCAAUGGCUCAAACACAUCUCCAAGAACGGGAGUCGAUACGGGCCAGAUGGCAUGCCCUACGUACAAGUUAUCAAGACUGGCAGCUUGAACAUGUCUGAAGUAGAGGUCCUCCAUCUUGCUAAGGUAACACUAGAAGAUGCUGGAGAGUACACUUGUUUAGCUGGAAACUCCAUUGGCUUUGCUCACCAAUCUGCAUGGCUCACUGUUCUAUCAGAGGAGGAAGCCAACGCUAUGGAGGCAAUGGAGACCAAAUACACAGAUAUCAUUAUUUACGCCUGUGGGUUCGUGGCUCUGAUCAUGGCGGUCAUCAUCGUGGUGCUGUGUCGAAUGCAGGUUCACCCCAGACGAGAGCCUUUCGACGCACUUCCUGUCCAAAAACUCUCCAAAUUUCCUCUUCGCCGACAGUAUUCUGUGGAUUCCAACUCAUCUGGAAAGUCUAGCGCCUCCUUGAUGCGAGUGGCGCGGCUCUCCUCCAGUUGUUCCCCAAUGUUGGCUGGAGUUAUGGAGUUUGAACUGCCCUAUGAUCCUGAGUGGGAGUUUACAAGAGAAAAUUUGACUCUGGGUAAACCGCUGGGAGAAGGCUGCUUUGGUCAGGUGGUCCGGGCCGAGGCUUACGGUUUAAACAAGGAUCAGAUUGACAAGCCCACUACGGUCGCUGUCAAAAUGCUCAAAGAUGACGCCACUGAUAAAGAUUUAGCCGACCUUAUUUCAGAAAUGGAGCUGAUGAAAGUCAUGGACAAACAUAAAAAUAUCAUAAAUUUGUUGGGAGUCUGCACACAGGAUGGGCCCCUGUACGUUCUGGUGGAGUACGCAUCCAAAGGCAGCCUCAGGGAGUACCUUAGAGCCAGGAGACCACCCGGCAUGGACUACACCUUUGACAUCACCAAAGUCCCAGAGGAGCAGCUCACAUUUAAAGACCUUCUCUCCUGCGCCUACCAAGUGGCCCGCGGCAUGGAGUACCUCGCCUCCAAAAGGUGCAUUCACAGAGAUUUGGCAGCCAGAAACGUUUUGGUGACUGAAGAUAAUGUUAUGAAGAUUGCGGACUUUGGUUUGGCCCGAGGAGUUCAUCAGAUCGACUACUACAAGAAAACUACCAAUGGACGUUUGCCUGUAAAAUGGAUGGCCCCUGAAGCAUUAUUCGACCGGGUCUACACUCACCAAAGCGACGUCUGGUCUUUUGGCGUAUUGAUGUGGGAGAUAUUCACUCUGGGCGGAUCACCAUACCCCGGCAUUCCCGUGGAGGAACUUUUCAAACUCUUAAAAGAAGGACAUCGCAUGGACAAACCGUCAAACUGCACGCACGAACUAUACAUGUUGAUGCGUGAGUGUUGGCACGCUGUUCCAACACAACGACCAACUUUCAAACAACUUGUGGAAGAGCUCGACCGGACGUUACUGUCUAUUUCUGAUGAGUAUUUGGACCUCUCCACACCUUUUGAGCAGUACUCCCCUUCAUGUGAGGACACUUCCAGCUCCUGUUCCUCCGAUAACGACUCCGUUUUUACCCAUGAUGCCUUGUCCACGGACCCAUGCCUUUUGGGCUAUCACGACAUGCCUCAUCGAAUCCAGGCAAAAACGACGCUCAGAUAAACUGAAAUCUGCAACGUUUACUAUUGGAUUCCAUUUCUAGAGGCCUUACUUUGGAAUACAUAGUAAAUAGGAGUUGACACACUUAUAUAGCAGUACCAUGUUUCUUAAUGAUCAUAUGAACUUCAUGACAUUUUGAAAAUAUUUUUUUUAGAUUGUUUUUAAGAAAGCAUGUCUAGACUUCUAUUAUUUAUUUAGCUGAUGUUGCUUACCAGACCAAAUUCAAUGGUACACCUUUUGUUUGCAGCUAAUUUCCAAAAUGCUAAUGUUGUGCAUAUAUUUCUAACUCCGUGGUUGAACAACAUAGCAAUUAGCUUCAGUUAACUGCUAUAUUUGUGUUUGGGCCAACUCCUGUUUAUAGUCAAUGCUACGGACAUUUUCCAAAGUCCAAGGACCUCAGUUUGGGACCACAUUUGGGACCUGUUUACGGACCCUCGGCUGGAGCACUGUGGAAAUAAACUCUUUUGUUGAUUUCAAAAAGGACAUGUUUUUUGGACAUUUUUGGACAAUGAUGUCAGAAAAACUGCAAAGAAAACGCAGCACUAAGUCCACCAGAGGAGCAGAAGAAGACGUCGUUCUGACAAACAUUUUAAAGACAUUUUUAACCUAAAAAAGAUUUAUUUUGAUAAAAAGAAAGUGAUGUUAAUUAUAAAUCUCUUUAUAUAAGAUUAUUUUACUGUUGUUGCUUAUUUAAGAAGAAGAAGCUGUAUUAAACUCAGGAGUUCUUGUGUUAAAGUUGCUGUAGAGGCCUGAUCAUGAUUUCCUGUGAAUAUAUUUAGAAUAUUAAAGUAUUAAACUAUGUACAU
Periophthalmus magnuspinnatus is the source of this 4188-nucleotide messenger RNA. RefSeq names its product fibroblast growth factor receptor 4 (gene fgfr4). The transcript has 21 exons. Gene Ontology annotation, cellular component: signaling receptor complex. Gene Ontology annotation, biological process: regulation of bile acid biosynthetic process; cell surface receptor protein tyrosine kinase signaling pathway; protein phosphorylation. The record is from RefSeq and is a predicted model, not a curated record. Lineage: Eukaryota; Metazoa; Chordata; Actinopteri; Gobiiformes; Gobiidae. Gene Ontology annotation, molecular function: fibroblast growth factor binding; ATP binding; fibroblast growth factor receptor activity. The coding region runs from base 533 to 3385 and encodes 950 amino acids.